GUUCUUAAACUGUCCACAGGGAUCUGCAUGUCCACUGAAGCGCCUCCAUGAUGGAGCCUCAUAACUCCACUGAUGGAGGAGAACCCUCUGAUCCAAAGGUGAAGAGAGCAGAGUCCAGCGGUGAGCCUAUGAAGAACUUCAGCAGUGCAGGAAGAAGCUCUGAAUCACGACUGCAGAAAUCAGGAGAACAUCCAGAACCCAGCUGUGUGUCUAUGAAGAGUGACAACUCAAUGAGAAGGCCUCCUGACUUCAGUGAUGGAGCAGAACCACCAGAACCCAGCUGUGUGUCUAUGAAGAGUGAUGACUCAAUGAGAAUGCCUCCUCACUUUAGUAAUGCUGUAAUAUUGAAAAGAGGAAACAGUAAUCUACUGCAGGAUCAGUCCAGGUGUGAACUGUGUGAGCAGAUUCUGACAGAUCCAGUCUCGAUCACCUGUGGACACGCUCUACAUCCACGCACAGAGGAGUCUAUAAAGCAAGAUUCCAACCAACUAGAGGAUGAUGUUCUUCACAGAGUUUUCCAGAAACACAAAACCUGUAUGAAGAACAGGUACGAGAGCUUAUUUGAGGGAAUCAAAACACAAGAGAACAGAACCCUCCUGAACAGGAUUUACACACAGCUCUACAUCAUAGAGGGAGAGAGUGAAGGGGUUAAUGAAGAACAUGAGGUUAUAAAGAUGGAGAAAACUUCAAACAGAUACUUACAGGAAACUCCAAUCAACUGCGUAGACAUCUUUAGACCUGUAGAAGAUCCUGAAGAAGAAAUGGAAGUAGUGAACAAAACAGCUGUGAUGGUUAAAGGUGUCAGACAAAACCAAAUAAAAGAAAAUAAAGCACUAAAAGAGCUUAGAACUGUGCUGACUAAAGGCAUCGCUGGCAUCGGAAAAACAGUCUCUGUACAGAAGUUUAUUCUGGAUUGGGCAGAGGGAACAGCCAAUCAGGAUGUAGAUUUCAUGUUUAUGCUUCCUUUCCGAGAGCUGAACCUGAUUAAAGAUGAUCAGUACAGUCUUUACACACUUCUCUGCACUUUUCAUCCUGAGCUCAAAGACCUGGACUCUAGGAUUUGUGAUGGGCGCAAAAUUGUGUUCAUCUUUGAUGGUCUGGAUGAAAGCAGAAUUCCACUGAAUUUUUCACAGUGUGAGAAAGUGUCUGACAUCACCGCGACAUCAUUAGCGGGUGUGUUAAUGACGAACCUUCUCGAAGGAGAGUUACUGCCCUCUGCUCACAUCUGGAUUACCUCCCGACCAGCAGCAGCCAAUCAGAUUCCUCCUCAGUACAUCAACCGUGUGACAGAAAUUCAGGGGUUUAAUGACCCACAGAAGGAGGAGUACUUCAGGAAGAGAAUCAGUGACCAAGACCAAGCCCAGAAAAUCAUCUCCCACAUUAAGACAGCGAGGAGUCUCCACAUCAUGUGCCACAUUCCCGUCUUCUGCUGGAUCUCAGCCACUGUGCUUCAGCGAAUCAUGAAACAAAGUAACACAGAAAUCCCUAAAACUCUGACUGAAAUGUACUCCCACUUUCUGAUCACUCAGACCAACAUGAAGAAUGAGAAGUAUGAGGAGACCUUCAACUGGGAUCCAGUGAAAUUGCUGAAAUCUAACAGAACCAUGCUUCUGAAACUGGCAGAACUGGCUUUCAAUCAGCUGAUGAAGGGGAACGUGAUGUUCUAUGAAGAGGACCUGAGUGAGUGCGGUAUUGAUCUCACAGAGGCCUCAGUGUAUUCUGGGAUCUGCACUGAGAUCUUUAGGGAGGAAUGUGUGCUUUAUCAAAGGAAGAUCUACAGCUUUGUACAUCUGAGCUUUCAGGAGUUCCUGGCUGCUUUAUAUGUGUUUCACUGCUACCUGAGCGAGAACGUGAAAACAUUGAGAGUUUUUCAGCCCCAGGACGAACAAUGGCCUGAAAAUGUCUCACUGCAUGUGCUCCUGAAGGGAGCAGUGAUUAAAGCCUCUAAGAGUCAGAAUGGACAUCUGGAUCUUUUCCUCCGUUUCCUGCUGGGCAUCUCUCUGGAUUCCAGUCAGAAGAUCCUACAGGGCCUCCUGAUUCAAACAGAGAGCACCUCAGAGAGCAUCAACAAAACAGUGACACACAUCAAAUACCUAAUCUCAACAGAAGAUCUUAAUACUGACAGAUCUGUAAACCUGUUCCUCUGUCUGACUGAAAUGAAUGACCAGGAUUUACCCAGAGAGAUUCAGAAGUACAUAGAUUCAGACGAAAGCUCAAAAAAGGAUCUGUCUGCUCUAGAGUGUUUAGCUCUUUCCUACAUGCUGCAGACCUCAGAGGAGGUGCUGGAAGAGCUGGAUCUGAAGAAAUACAGCACAUCAAGAUUUGCUUAUAUAAAACUGUUUCCAGCUGUGAACAACUGCAGAAAGGCUCUACUUGCUGGCUGUGAUCUCACCAUGAAACACUGUGAAACUAUCUGCUGUGCUCUGAAAUCUGAAAGCUCCACCCUAAAAGAGCUGAACCUCAGUAACAAUGACCUGCAGGAUUCAGGAGUGGAGCUGCUCUCUGCUGGACUGAGAAGCUCACACUGUAAACUGGAGAUACUCAGACUAGUUAGCUGUAAUCUUGGUCAAAAGACGUGUGCAAAUCUAGAAUCAGUUUUAAACCUGGAAAGUUCCUGCCUGAAAAAUCUGGACCUCAGUUACAAUGACCUGCAGCAUUCAGGAGUUGAUUUGCUCUGUGCUGGAUUACAGAGUUCACGCUGUCAUCUGGAGACACUCAGACUAGCUGGCUGUGAUCUCACCAUGAAACAAUGUGAAACUAUCUGCUGUACUAUGAAGUCAGAAAGCUUCACCCUAAAAGAGCUGGACCUCAGUAACAAUGACCUGCAGGAUUCAGGAGUGGAGCUGCUCUUUGAUGGACUACAGAGUUCCCACUGGAUACUGGGUACACUUAGGCUAGCUAUGUGUAAUCUUGGGGUAAAGGCAUGUGAAAAUCUGGCAUCAGUUGUAAGCCUGGAAAGUUCCUGCCUGAAAGAGCUGGACCUCAGUAACAACGACCUGCAGGAUUCAGGAGUGGAGCUGCUCUCUGCUGGACUGAAGAGUUCACACUGUGAACUGCAGAUUCUCAGACUAUCUGGUUGUAUGGUCUCAGAGAAAGGCUGUUCUUCUUUGGCUGCAGCUCUAAGUUCAAAUCCCUCCCACCUGAAGGAACUGGACCUGACCUUCAACCACCCAGGAGAAUCAGGACCACUGCUGUUCUCUGCUAGACUAGAAGAUCCAGGCUACACGGUCAGAAUGGAAUCUGGAGGGGUGAUCAGAAUGAAACCAGGACUUAAGAAAUGGUUCUGUGAUUUCACACUGGAUCCAAACACAGUAAACCCUCGUCUCUCUCUGAGUGAGGAGAACAGGAGGGUGGAGUGUAGAGAGGAGCUGCAGUCGUAUCCUGAUCAUCCAGAGAGAUUUGAUGGGUUUCACCAGGUUCUGAGUAGAGAGGAAGUUACUGGACGCUGUUACUGGGAGGCUGAGUGGAGCGGGAGAGGAGGAGCUGUUGUAGCUCUGAGUUAUAAAACCAUCCGCAGGAAAGGAAAUGAAUCAUAUUGUUGGUUUGGAGACAAUAUAAACUCCUGGAGUCUGUUCUGCUCUGAUUACAGUUACACUGUUCUUCACAAUAAGAACGGCACUAAUCUCCCCACUCCUCCCUCCGGUUGUAGGAGAGUAGGAGUGUAUGUGGACUGUCCCGCCGGCAUUCUGUCCUUCUACAAAGUCUCCACUGAUACACACUCUCACACUCUCACACACUUACACACACUCUACACCACCUUCACUCAGCCCCUCUAUGCAGGGAUUGGGCUUCAUAAUUCUGUCUCCUCAGUGACUCUGUGUAAAAUAGAAUAACCCUGUGUGUAACAGUGUGUGUGUGUGUGUGGGUGUGUGUGUGUGUGUGUGUGUGUGUAUUGGGGAGGUUAAGAGGUGUUAGAAACACAAGCUGUAUAAAUAAUUUCUAAUCCAGACUAAAGACUUAUUAAUUCAAACUGAUUCAUCCAUCUACAGAUUAUCACACUGUUUAUGAUUACUGUAAUAAAAUGUAUUUCUUUAUUCAUAUUCAACUCAUAUUGUUUUAUUUGUUAGAUUAUUUUGUGCCACUUUUGAAUUUAUAUUCACAGAGCUUCUGUUACUUUUACACUGUUUAACAUUUGUAUGUUCCUUUAUGCCUAUAUUUCAUAUUAUUAUUCUGUUUCUUUUACCUUAUUUUUGAGUUUAUUAUUAUAUAAUAAAUAAAAACAUUAACGUCAA
Molecule: messenger RNA, 4232 nt
Organism: Astyanax mexicanus (Mexican tetra)
Lineage: Eukaryota; Metazoa; Chordata; Actinopteri; Characiformes; Acestrorhamphidae
Product: NACHT, LRR and PYD domains-containing protein 12
Exons: 11
Coding region: 48-3833 (1261 amino acids)
Molecular function (GO): protein binding
Source: RefSeq, a predicted model, not a curated record